Molecule: messenger RNA, 2068 nt
Organism: Fukomys damarensis (Damara mole-rat)
Lineage: Eukaryota; Metazoa; Chordata; Mammalia; Rodentia; Bathyergidae
Gene: Anxa9
Product: annexin A9
Exons: 13
Coding region: 67-1236 (389 amino acids)
Cellular component (GO): cytoplasm
Molecular function (GO): calcium-dependent phospholipid binding; calcium ion binding
Source: RefSeq, a predicted model, not a curated record
GCCAGUCCAGGUGCCCGGGUCCCACAAGGGCAUGGAUUUGCAUCGGCUCAGACCUCCCAGCUGCUGAUGGAGGCGCCACCGGCAAGCGAAAGGAGUCAGCAGUGGGAGUCCAGGCCCCAGUGCCGAGGAACCUCCGGAGGCCUAACUGGGCCCUGUGGCCUCCUCUUGCCUUCCUUCCCUAAGUCAGCUUGUACCACGUCUGCAAGCAGUGGAGAGAUGGGCUCAUCGCUGACCCAGGAAAUCCUCAGUCACCUGGGCCUUGCCGACAAGACUGCAGCUUGGGGGACGCUGGGCACUCUCAGGACCUUCCUGAGCUUCAGUGUGGACAAGGACGUGCAGAGGCUCCUGAGAGCCAUCACAGGCCAUGGUGUGGACCAGGGCGCCAUUGUGCAGGUGCUCACCAAUCGCAGCAGAGAGCAACGGCAGCUCAUUUCCCAGGCCUUCCGGGAGCGCACCCAGCAGGACCUGCUGAAGUCCCUGCAGGCGGCUCUCUCCGGAAGCCUGGAGCGGAUUGUGGUGGCUCUGCUGCAGCCUGCAGCCCAAACCGAUGCGCAGGAGUUGAGGACGGCCUUGAAGGCCUCAGGCUCUGCCGAGGAUGUGGCCAUGGAAAUUCUUACCACCCGAGCCCCACCGCAGCUGCAGGAGUGCCUGGCAGCCUACAAACACAGUUUCCAGGUGGAAGCUGAGGAGGAUAUCAAGUCUGAGACCAGCAGCAUCUUGCGGGACCUGCUCCUGGCCCUGGCCAAGGGAGGUCGUGAGAGCUACUCCGGCAUCAUUGACUACAAUCUGGCAGAGCAGGAUGUCCAGGCGCUGCAGCAGGUGGAAAGGCCCCGCCCAGAAGGCCCGUGGGUCCGGAUCUUCACCCAGCGCAGCCCACAGCACCUCCUUCGAGUGCGCGAUCUGUACCAGUGGCGCAUGGGGCGAGCGCUGGAGGAGGCUGUGCGAGACCGUUUCCACGGGCGCGCCCAGGCGGCCCUGCUCAGCCUAGCCUCAGUGGUCCGGAACACGCCGCUGUACUUUGCGGACAAACUUCACCGGGCCUUGCAGCAGGGAACCGAGCCCAAUUACCAAGACUUGAUGCGCAUCCUCGUGUCUCGCAGUGAGAUUGACCUUCUGAGCAUCCGAGCUGAGUUCAGGAAGAAAUUCGGGAAGUCCCUCUACUCUGCUCUCCAGGGUGCCGUGAAAGGAGACUGCGGCCAGGCCCUGCUGGCCCUGUGCAGAGCCGAAGACCUUUGAGAUCAAUCUGCCUGCCGCCCACCUCAUGGGGCAGCUGAGGAGCUGCGAGUCCACUUGGCUGAGCCUGCAGGAGGCCAGCCCAGCCUCUGAGCAGAACCUUGUCUGCUGCACCAGCUCCCAGCUGAUCCCGGGACUCUGCAUUUCUUUAAAAUCCCUUAAUUCCCUCAUCUCAGAAUGCUGUGAGCACCUGCGUCCUGUCGCUCCAUCUUGGGUGUGCGGUCAUGGGACAUCUUUGAUGGUUUCUGUCCUCAUCCUCUGGGACCCUGGCCAGAACCCCAGUGGUACUUCAAUUCUUUCGGCAAACCUCACUCCUGUUGUCUGUGGUCCCUGAUCUGAAGUUUGGGUGGAACAGGACACGUAUCAGGAAGAGGCCUUCAACUCAGAGCACCUCCCAUGGGCACUGGGCUGCCCAGCAGGAAUCCUCUUUCUUUUUUUGGUACCGGGGAUCGAACGCGGGACCUUGCGCUUAUGAGGCAGGUGGCGGAACCACUGAGCUAAAUCCCCGGCCCAGGAAUCCUGUUUCUGCCCAGUGCUAGUUUCCAACAUGGUCCACCCCUAGGAGACGCCCCUCCUCAUACCCUGUCUCCUCCAGGCAAAAUACUGAAGAACAAGGUCAGAAAUGGUCAGAGGUAGCAAAAGACCUUCUGUGUGAACUGGGAAGAUAGUAGAGCAUCAAACUACCCUCCUCAACCUAGGAAAUUUCAGUAAUUUGCCCAAUUCCUCUGUCCACUGAAGGACGUGGCAAACCAUCUCUCUCUGAAACAGGAUUUCCCAUAGAACACCUAUCAAAUUUCCCAUAGAACACCUAUCAAAAAUACAAACAAAAAGAAGC